AUGGCGACUUCACCUUUACCGUCUCACCAUACCAAGGAUAUUGGAGGAUCAUUUAUUCACAGUUAUGGCACCAAAGUCUUCUUGAGACCCCGAUUGGACAUGGUCCAAGAUGCGGUUGCACAGUCGCGAUUCAACGAAAAGAAAUGGGUCUGGGUAGAGGAUAUACACCUAGGCUAUGUUGCGGCACACAUUUUAAAGGAAGAGAGAGACUUGGUUCAAGUUGAACUAGAGAAUGGAUCUACAGCAUUUACAUCACCCGACAAAAUAUAUCCUAUGAACCCACCAAAGUUCGACAAGGUGGACGAUAUGGCUGACCUAACAUUUCUCAACGAGCCGUCAGUAAUUUACAAUCUUGCUAUGCGAUACAAGUCUAACAUGAUUUAUACCUAUUCGGGACUCUUUUUGGUGGCUAUUAAUCCAUACCGCCAUUUGCCUAUUUAUGAAGAAGACUGCCUACAGGCGUACAAAGGACGAAGAAGGGGUGAAAUGGCUCCUCAUAUUUACGCUGUCGCAGAUCAAGCCUACCAUGAUAUGGUCAGAGACAAAGAAAAUCAAUCAAUACUAAUCACCGGUGAGUCUGGUGCAGGAAAGACAGAAAACACAAAAAUUGUUAUUCGAUACCUCACUACCGUCGCGAGCGAACAUACCAAAAACGAUGCUACCAACCACAAUGCUGAUCGACUUGGUCAACAGAUACUGAGAGCAAAUCCAAUUCUUGAGGCCUUUGGUAAUGCACAGACUAUCAGAAAUAAUAAUUCUUCUCGAUUCGGUAAAUUCAUUCGGAUUGAAUUCAACCAAAGAGCCCAGAUUUGUGGUGCAAAUAUUGAGUGGUAUCUACUAGAGAAAUCUAGAGUUCAUCAACAAUCACCAAAGGAAAGAAGUUAUCAUGUAUUCUACCAACUACUUAGUGGAGAUAAAGAGACAAAAGAGAAACUCUUGCUAGGAAGUAGUAAGCCAUCCGAUUAUGGAUUUACUAAAGGAUCAAAUCACGUUAUUGAAUCAGUUGAUGAUGCAGAGGAAUAUCGUAAACUAUUGGAUUCUUUAAAUAUCAUGGGUCUAUCUUCUAAAGAGCAAAUGGAUCUCUUUCUUAUUGUGGCCGCAGUUCUUCAUUUGGGAAAUAUUUCUGUUACUAAAGAUUACCGAGGAGAUCGUGCUGACAUUCGUGAUUUUGCAGCCGUAGAGCGCGUCUGCCAUUUGCUUGGGAUCCCUGCACAGGACUUCAAGAACAGCCUUUUAUCUCCCCGUAUUAAAGCCGGUCGUGACUGGGUUAAUCAAUCAAAGUCACCUAGUCAAGUAAUGUCUAGUUUGGAUGCUCUUGCCAAGGCAUUAUAUGAACGUAACUUUGCCGCUUUGGUCGAAAGAAUCAAUAAAGCAAUCGAUGCUCAGAAAUCGAUAGAUAAGAUUGGAUUUAUUGGUGUACUAGAUAUUGCCGGAUUUGAGAUCUUUGAGGUCAAUAGCUUUGAGCAAUUGUGUAUCAACUAUACCAAUGAAAAGCUCCAGCAAUUCUUUAAUCACAGUAUGUUUGAACUUGAGCAAGAAGAGUACCAGAAAGAGAAAAUCGAAUGGAGUUAUAUCGACUUUGGUCUCGAUCUACAACCUACUAUUGACCUUAUUGAAAAAACUAACGCAAAAGAAUGUGUUGCUCCUCGUGGUACAGAUAGUCGGUUUUUGGAAAAGUUAGACAAGGUCUGGGAUAGUGGAGAUCCAGAACAAAAAUACAAGAGUACCAGAUUUAAGGACGGGUUUGUGGUUAAACAUUAUGCUGGAGAUGUUGAGUAUUGUACAACUGGCUGGAUUGACAAGAACAAAGACCCUUUGAACGAAGAUAUCACACGCCUGCUAGCCCGUUCCACCAAUCGAUAUGUGGCUAGCCUUUUCGAAGAUUAUCUCGAAGAUAAUGACGAGAGCUCUAUUGGCAAUCUCUAUGCAAACAGGGGUAGUGGUCGAGUUCGAUCUACAUUAACAUUGCUAAAAUUACGGAAGGGUGGAGGAUCAUUUAGAACAGUGGGACAGCGCCACAAGCAACAGUUGUUGUCGCUGAUGAACACGCUGUAUAUGACGCACCCUCACUUUGUUCGCUGUAUUGUUCCGAACCAUCGAAAACGCUCGGGAGAGAUACAGACAAAGCUUGUUUUGGAUCAAUUACGAUGCAAUGGUGUUCUUGAAGGCAUUCGUAUCUGUCGUACAGGUUAUCCAAACAGGCUUUCUUUUGCUGAUUUCAGAAAACGUUACGAAAUCCUUUGCCCAAACCUGUUGAAGCCCAAUUGUUUUAUUGACGGUCAGAGUGCAUGCCAAAGCCUUUUGGACGAUAUGGCCUUAGAUCAUGAGAAAUAUCGUAUUGGAGCAACAAAAGUAUUUUUCAAAGCAACUGUGUUGGCUGAAUUGGAAGAAAACCGCGAUAAAAAGCUUUCUGAAUACGUUAGUGGUUUCCAAGCCAUCUGCCGUCGUUAUAUGGCCAGAAACAAUAUCCGUCGCUAUGCAAGACAGACAGAAGCUAUCCGAGUUAUGCAGAAAAACGCAAGAAUAUAUGUGCAAUUACAUGAAUGGCCUUGGAGAAAGAUUUACGCCAAGCUCAAACCACUCAAUGUCGCAUACAGAGUAGAGUCUCAGAUAAAAGAAAAAGACCAAAAGAUUGCUACCCUUGAAACGCAACUUAAAGAAAACCAAGUACAAGUUAUUCAGCUGACAGAUCGAAACGAAGUACUUGCAACCCAACAUAUGGACUUUAAAGUACUGUUGAAGAAUGGCCAAUCGACAGUGCGUGAGCUAGAAGAGAGAAAACAAGAUCUGGCUGAUAAGUUAGCCUUAACAGAAGAGCGUAUGGAGGAAAUGGCUCAAACUGUAGAGGAAGUGCGUGACCAACUCGAUGCGAGUGAGCAAAAGACAAAGGCUCAGGCAGUAAUGAUUGCUAGAUUGCACCAAGAUAUUCUCGAAUGUAAUCAAGACAAUGAACGUUUGACCGAACAACACACUGCAUUUCAACAAACCUAUCAAACGCUAGUAUUCCAAGCAGAGACCAUGGAGAAUGCAAACAAGGUACUUUAUGGUGAAAAGGCUGAGCUUGAGGUUACAAUACGUGAAGUCAACUCCCGUCUGGCGGAACAAGUAUCAUUAGUUGAACAAUUCCGGAUACGAGAAAUGGAGUUCUUUGAAGAAAAGAAACGAGAAGCCGAGGCCAAGGUGAUUCUGGAGAGUGAAUACGAGAAACAAGUGGCCAGAGCAGACGAGGCGGAACAAACAUUAGCAACAAUGAUGGAAGAAAUGACACGGAUAAGAACAGCUCUGUCAGAGGAAAUUACAUUGCGCGAGGACUUGGAAAUGCGGUGUGGCGAAUUAGAGGAGCAUACAGAAGAACUCGAACAAAUGUUGGCCACUGAGUCCGGUCAACGCAAACAAGAAACCACAGAACACCAGAAUGAAUGGGAUGAACUGGCGAGACUGGUUCAAGCUGAAGCUGAAGAAACUAAAUUAAGAGCAGAAAGACUCGAACAAACCCUUGCAACUCUAAGGCAAAAGAGACCAAGUUCAUAA
Phycomyces blakesleeanus NRRL 1555(-) is the source of this 3531-nucleotide messenger RNA. RefSeq lists its product as hypothetical. Gene Ontology annotation, cellular component: myosin complex; cytoplasm; actin cytoskeleton. The transcript has 11 exons. Gene Ontology annotation, biological process: vesicle transport along actin filament; actin filament organization. Gene Ontology annotation, molecular function: ATP binding; microfilament motor activity; actin filament binding. Bases 1 to 3531 code for a protein of 1176 amino acids. NCBI's taxonomy places the organism in Eukaryota, Fungi, Mucoromycota, Mucoromycetes, Mucorales, Phycomycetaceae. The record is from RefSeq and is a predicted model, not a curated record.